GGUAAAAAAAAUAUCCACACGGUUCCCGCCUCAUCCAAAUCAAAAACCCUAAUUUCUCCCAGAUCCUCCCAAUCUCUCCAUCCCCACUAAACCCAAUUCACAUUUCAUCUUCCUCCUGAUUCCACAUGACUGAAGAAGAUAGCGGCGAAUCAGUACCCGGGAAGAUCCGACCCGCUUUAAGCGAUUUGACCAAUAGGAAGAGAGGAGGAGCUUCGUCGGGCGAAGAGGAAUCUUCGGGAGGACAAUUCUCGAAGCGGCUGUGUGUAGUCGUAGACGACUUGGUUAAGCAACACGUGUCCUCCUCCGAUUCGAAAUGCAGCUCUGAGGAGGAGAAAGGAUCUCGCGGGGAGGUUUCUAGUGGAGAAGAUGCGAAACCGUUGAAAGAGAUCUACUUUGAGCCCGGUGAUAGAGACGGUGCGAGGGAGUUAAGUGGGAGUGAUGUUGAGAUGAGGAAGGAGUUUGGGAGAUGUAAGAAUGUGAGAGCUUUUGAGAUGAGUAGAUGUUCGAAUGUUGAUAAGGAAGAGGGUGUGGAUGAUGAUGGUUUGAUAAAGUCUUGUUCUUGUUCUUUUUGUCUUAAAGCUGCUUAUAUCUGGUCGGAUCUUCAUUACCAGGACAUUAAAGGUCGAUUAUCAGCAUUGAAGAAGAGUCAGAAAGUAGCUAGCAGUUUGAUUCAAAGGAAUGACAAAGAAAAAACUACUGGUUUUCAUGGAUUUGUAAGCUCUGUUGGUUCUGCAAAGCUGGAAUCUGAUCUCAUGGGUCAGUGGAGGUCGCUGUUUCUUAGCAUGGGUGAUAUUCUCGCUCAUGAAAGCAACCACCUUCAAAAUAGCUUUACGACAAUGAAAGAUUUGCGAGAAGAUUGCAAGAUUGAUUUGGAGAGAGCAACCAAAACACCUCAGCACAAGACCUGAUAAGUACUCUUCUCUACUUGGUGAAACACUGUAUGGACUUGUAAGCUUUUCUGUAAUUUUCGCAGCAGCUCGUGUGAAAAUUAUAUACGUAAUAUCUGGAUGUAAUGUAUAGAUGCUUCAAAAUUUCAUUCCGUAUGUGUAAUUGACAAAUGCUGUUUGUGUUAAGUUCUUUCCUUGAACUCUUUGUCUCUCAUUGACAUUGACUAUUUUGUUUUUUUUUUGUUCUUGUUGCGACUUUGCGUCAGUCAUAUAAGGUAGCAAUUGGUAAAG
Eruca vesicaria subsp. sativa (arugula) is the source of this 1178-nucleotide messenger RNA. The record is from the annotation of a GenBank genome assembly. Lineage: Eukaryota; Viridiplantae; Streptophyta; Magnoliopsida; Brassicales; Brassicaceae.